GUGGUUAUAUCCAUGGUGCAGAGCGCAAGAGGAAGCCGCUCGAGGGUCACACUGUCCCAACACCUCCACCACUUUCGCUGGCCAGUACCCGCGCGGAACACGACCGGCGCACACGCACCCGUACGACAUGAUCACGCGAUAAACAACAAUAUUAGUUAUGGUCUGUGAUAACAAAUAUCAUGUCUGUGUGAAAUUGUGAUGCUUAGUUAAUGUGAAUUGUUUAUUGGGAAAAUGGUUGAAAUGAAGUGGUUGCUGGUUGUCGGAGUAGUCCUUUUGCAAUUUCCUGCAUCAGAGAGCCAACGACAACGCAACCCCAACAAGCUUCGCGUCAAUCCGGGACCUCAGCAGCUCCAGGACGUAUUCAACACCACCUCAUGCAUCCCUCCGCCUUAUCGCUGUCCGCACGCUGGGAUGCAGUUCUACCUGUACACCAGAACAACGCAAGCAAAGGGCGAACUCCUAGACACAUUAGACAACAACUCCCUCACGAACUCUCGCUUCAACCCCAGCCACCCCACAAAAGUGGUCGUCCACGGCUUCGGCGGUGGCAGGAACCUCUCACCCAGCACUGACAUGCGCAAAGCCUACUUCACUAAGGGAGACUACAACAUUAUUAUCGUGGAUUAUGGCAGUUUGGUCAAGGAACCUUGUCUUGGACAGAUCGAAUGGGCUCCCCGCUUCGCCGGCAUGUGCAUAGCGCAGAUGCUGGAAUACUUACGGAAGCACCCGACGAAGAAUUUCCCACCGGAACAGGUGCACACCAUCGGGUACAGCGUGGGGGCGCACAUUCUGGGACUGGUCGCCAACUUCCUGCCUAAAAGAAAACUUGGUCGCAUCACAGGUUUAGACCCAACGAUCUUGUUCUAUAUGGGCAACAACCGUUCUCGAGACCUGGACCAUACAGAUGCCCUAUUUGUAGACAUCCUACACACGGGGGCCGGUAUACUUGGCCAAUGGGGUCCCAAUGGCCACGCCGACUUUUACGUCAAUGGCGGCUCGAGCCAGCCUGGAUGCGCGCAUGACACAAUCUUCCAAACGCUCUCAUGCGACCACACAAAGGUGACGCCGUACUUCAUCGAGUCGAUCAACUCUCGCGCAGGCUUCUGGGCCGGACCGUGCCCUAGUUUAUUCUCCUACCUCAUUGGAUGGUGUGAGCCUAAGGACACAGAGUAUGUGCUCAUGGGGGAGCACCUUACCCACAAAGCACGUGGGGUGUUCUAUGUGACGACAAACGCGAAGCCCCCUUACGCACGCGGCUUCCCCGGCAAGUCGCGUCGACUGCGCUCCGCACCGCCCUAUCCUUCCAGCUCUAACAGCUGAAGUUCUGCUCACUAAACUAUCUUCAA
Molecule: messenger RNA, 1346 nt
Organism: Cydia amplana
Lineage: Eukaryota; Metazoa; Arthropoda; Insecta; Lepidoptera; Tortricidae
Product: inactive pancreatic lipase-related protein 1-like
Exons: 7
Coding region: 232-1320 (362 amino acids)
Biological process (GO): lipid catabolic process
Molecular function (GO): lipase activity
Source: RefSeq, a predicted model, not a curated record